This is a messenger RNA of Sinocyclocheilus rhinocerous, 1137 nucleotides long. Its product is annotated as protein S100-A16-like. Gene Ontology annotation, molecular function: calcium-dependent protein binding; calcium ion binding. The record is from RefSeq and is a predicted model, not a curated record. Bases 141 to 419 code for a protein of 92 amino acids. Gene Ontology annotation, cellular component: perinuclear region of cytoplasm. The transcript is spliced from 3 exons. Lineage: Eukaryota; Metazoa; Chordata; Actinopteri; Cypriniformes; Cyprinidae.
ACGCCCAGUGCUUUGAUGGGAAAAAAAGCAACUUGGGAAGAUUGGAAUUCGCAGAAGAGGCAUUUUUAAAGGCAUUGUACUGGCUUAAGUUAGAAGAGGCAAGAAUCAGCAGAAGUUUCCUUACAAAACUAGUUACAAAUAUGGAGGGUGCCAUUAAAACAGUUGUUAUGCAGUUCCUGUCUUCAGCACGGGGAAAAGAGAGCCUGGGUGGGAAGAGCUUCCAAAAGUUAGUUCAGAGUCAGCUGGGAAACAUCCUGGGUGACACUGACAGCUCUUCAGCAGUGAAGGACAUGAUGAAAGGCCUGGAUGACAACCAGGACGGGAAGGUCAGUUUCCAGGAGUACCUGACGCUGGUGGGCUACCUGGCCAACUCACUGAGUGAGCAGAAAGCACAGAGCAGCGCAGCCGGUGGACCAUAAGAAGCCCAAAAAGCAUUGAUGACACUUGGGUUGAUGACACUGACAAUCAUUUGUAAUGCUGGAGUCUUGCACCAGUAAUGAGAGACUGGGGAUAGUUGUCACCAUUUUUUUACUUAUUAAAAAGUUUUCAAGGUAGCUUGCUUUAAAAAAAAAAAAAGGUCAAACCAUUGUUUUGGCCAAAACACACUGUAUUAAUAAAUUGUGUAAAAUUACCGUAAAUUUACAUACAUAACAAAACACAACUCCUUUAGCCCUUGUGACUUCCUGUUGUAACAACUAGCCUUGGUCUCCAAUGCAAUAUGAAAUCUGCAAUGAUCUGAAAACACUUUUAAAGUCUCUGAUAUUACAAUGAAAUUAUAAAUCUGUUUACAUGUACUCGCAUUAAUGAAUUUAUAAAACAAUGUCUGACCUGUGGCCAUGUACAAGUGUUAAAUCAAGUAACUUUUUGUUGCAUAAAUGUUUGCUUUUUUUUGUUAUUUUUGCUUUCAAUGUAAACAGGUGUUUUCAUAUAUGAUUUAAUUGUUUUACUGGGAACGAAAUAGGCUUGAUUAGUGCUUAAAACAAGGCAUAACUGGUGAACGCAAGCCAUCAAAUAUACUAAAAAGAGAGUCAAUGUCAAUGUUGUACACAUCAGAUUUGUCCAUUUAAAAAAGUUAAAUUUUACACAACUGGAGAAAUGUUUUUGUAUAACCUUUCAAUUAAAAUAUGGAAAUAAUGA